AAUGGAAAACAGAUGGGCGCAUCUUGCGGAGUUAUGUGUCAGCCAUCCACGUGGACAGACAAAACUGAAUAAAUAAGGUCCCUGGAUGACGCUUGUCAGUAGCUGCUUGAAGAAUCAAGAUAAUGUUCUCAUACAACGUCUUCAUCCUAUUGACCGUCCUCGCGACACAUGCGGCAAGAGUAGUAGGGCAAUCACCUAGGUCACCAAGGUGUCCUGAGACAGGUGUCCUGCUCGAGAAACUCAACAACCUCACAACAGCUCUUACCUCCAUCGACACGGGGCUCAGCCGCGUCGAAGACAUCAUCGAUGAGCAAUGCCCUUGUGCUGAUAACUCGUCGGAAUGCUUUGAAGUACGAGUCACAAACUUCAGAGCUGAGUUGCAAGCGCUGUUGGCUGAUGUCGCGAAUGUCACAGGCGACGCCCCCACUGACUGUCCCGAACGUACUGGCGCCAUCUAUGUGGCCACAUGCGAUGGAACGGAUGUGCUUGCCGUGGAUCCCAAUGGUAUCUUUCAAAACGGUUUCUCAACAGAUGAGAACGUAACCAGAUGGUCUGUGUACGAAAACAACGCUGACAGCUAUGGAUACGAGUACUUUAUAAACAACCUGUUUCAGGCCAGAUGUCGCAGCGACCCAGCGAAAGUGGAGAUUGUUUUGGGUUCAUCAAGUGAUAGUCCUCUUACAGCCGACGCAGUUGGAACUGGCAUUGCGUACAACAAUGCUACAGACGAAGAUUUGGUUGCCAUUACCUUCGCCAAUCAGACUCUAAACGGCAUCUAUGCCUUCAAUAGGACCUCACCCGUAUCGAUUUCCUUGUAUGCCUCUUUCGAUGGCCCCACUGGUCUGCUGAAGGUGGCCGACGAUGGGACUGUGUACAUGACAUCUGGGCGCCAAGUCUAUACCAUUCCCUCUACCGGCAGUCCUGUGCAAGUAAUAUUUUGGUCGACGGAAAUUACUUCCUUCGAAGUACUGAGCAACGGGGUCAUCGUGUUCUGUGAAAGCUCUGGGGGAGUGUGGCGCAGGAACCCUGAUACAACACCAGUGUCGUUUCAACAGCUUAGAUUUCCAAAUUCUGGCCUCGUCUGCAGAUCAGUGGUAUUCAAUCCUUGCGAUGAUAGCAUCUACGUGGCAAGCAACGACAAUGCAGAUCUUGAGGUCUACAGCACAAGUAACUACCAGCUUGUAAAUAGACUGACGUACACGUCGUCGUCGGUGUCUGCGUGCCCGUCUAUUGCCGCAGAUCCAUCAUUCUGGCUCAACUUGGAUUGGAAGCCACGUGACCCAAACACAGUUAACUGCAAGAAGAAAAAAAACCGUGUUGAGGUAUUGCUUCGUCAAUAA
Molecule: messenger RNA, 1340 nt
Organism: Haliotis rubra (blacklip abalone)
Lineage: Eukaryota; Metazoa; Mollusca; Gastropoda; Lepetellida; Haliotidae
Exons: 8
Coding region: 123-1340 (405 amino acids)
Molecular function (GO): protein binding
Source: RefSeq, a predicted model, not a curated record